Anopheles merus is the source of this 1374-nucleotide messenger RNA. RefSeq names its product enoyl-CoA hydratase domain-containing protein 3, mitochondrial-like. The transcript is spliced from 3 exons. NCBI's taxonomy places the organism in Eukaryota, Metazoa, Arthropoda, Insecta, Diptera, Culicidae. The record is from RefSeq and is a predicted model, not a curated record. Bases 86 to 919 code for a protein of 277 amino acids. Gene Ontology annotation, cellular component: mitochondrion. Gene Ontology annotation, molecular function: hydro-lyase activity.
GGCUUGUUAUAAGCUGACCGAUUCUGUUCCAAGCAGCGUCGAAUGUCAAGCGAGGAAAAACAAAGCAAGUUCACACGCCGGCAAAAUGUUAGCCCGCUACGGCAACUUUCUGAAACAGCUUCACUGUGCUGGUGUAUCGCUAAGAUAUCUGUCUACGUACACCUGCAAAGAUGGAGUGGGCACCAUUUUGCUAGACAAUGAGAAAACGCGCAAUUCGCUUUCGUUGGAAAUGAUGAACAGUAUUCAAAGGAAUAUUGUUGAAAAUCAGCACGAUUCGGAACUGCGGUGCAUCGUGCUGGCAGCGAAAGGUCGUGUGUUUUCAGCCGGGCACAACCUCAAAGAAUUGACUGCCGAGCGUGGAUCGGAACAUCAUAAACAAGUGUUUCACAAAUGUUCCGAGCUGAUAAGCGCCAUUCAUUCAGCGCCCGUUCCAGUGAUUGCAAAAGUUGACGGAUUAGCGGCGGCUGCUGGAUGCCAGCUUGUUGCGUCCUGUGAUAUGGCUGUAUGCAGUGAUAGUAGCACAUUUUCUACGCCUGGGGCCAGCUUUGGUAUAUUUUGCUCAACUCCGGGAAUUGCUGUGGUGCGUGCCGUUCCGCGUAUGAGAGCUGCUUACAUGCUAUUCACCGGGCUGCCUAUCACAGCACAUGAAGCUCUACAGGCUGGACUUGUAAGUAAAGUUGUUCCUCAAGAUGUGUUGAACGAAGAGGUAAGCAAAAUUUGUAAGGCCAUUGCAUCGAAAAGCCGUACUGUGAUUACACUAGGAAAGACAUUUUUUUACAAACAAAUAUCGCUAGACGUUGGUGCAGCUUACGAACUCGGUGAGCAAAUUAUGGUUGAUAAUCUAGCAACGGUUGAUGGUCGUGAGGGAAUUAAGAGCUUUGUAGAAAAGCGCAGUCCUAAAUGGACGCACAGGGAAUAAGCCAAUGGACCUGAAUUGUGACUAUUUCGAUGCAUUUACUAGAACGAUAGAGAAUGUUACAGUUUGUUUAGAAUCUGCGAGAAUUCCAAUCACGGGUUAGUCCGAGAUUUAUUCUCAUUGCACGUAUCAUUGCAUUGUAGUUAAACGGGUUUGAAGAACUUCGUCUACGGCCAGUCCCAGUACUAAAGCUCGUCGAAUGUAAACGCAUUGUUAAUGCCCCUGUGGUAUUUCUUUAAACGGGACUUUAAACAAAAUAUGUAGGGCUGAUAAUAACCUUAGGAAAUAUGUUUGAUAUGUUUGAUUAAAAUCUAAAUGCUCAAAUCUAAAAUGAAAUAAAAGCAUUAAAUUGAUUGUUUACAAGUUGAGAAUAGUGGCUAAAAUUAAUAAUAAGCAGUUAAGGUAACGUAACAGUUUUGUGUAAAUAAAAUCGGUUGAUUAUAUCCGACAGCCUUUAA